Nelumbo nucifera (sacred lotus) is the source of this 336-nucleotide messenger RNA. RefSeq names its product cysteine proteinase inhibitor 1-like. The record is from RefSeq and is a predicted model, not a curated record. Gene Ontology annotation, molecular function: cysteine-type endopeptidase inhibitor activity. NCBI's taxonomy places the organism in Eukaryota, Viridiplantae, Streptophyta, Magnoliopsida, Proteales, Nelumbonaceae.
AUGAAGAGCCAAUCUGUUGUUGUGCUUUCUCUCCUCGUUGCUUCUUUUCUACUUCUUGAGGGAGUCUUAGGUGGUGGUUGGACAGAAAUUAAGGAUCUGGAUGAUCCACUCGUCCAUGAGAUCGCAGAGUUCGCUGUGGCUGAACACAACAAGAAAGCCAACACUGAUCUCGUGCCCCAGGAGUUGGUUAAGGGUGAAAUGCAAUCUGGUGGUGGCAGCACCACUUAUCGGGUUACAAUCGUAGUAAGGGAUGGUAAGGUUAGCAAAAGAUUCGAGGCUGUCGUCGGAGAGACUAACAAGGGUGUCAGGACCCUCACAUCCUUCCAACAGGUUUAG